AUGGCAUUGCGAGGAAUUCGAUUUUGUAAAGAAUGCGCUAACAUCCUCUAUGCUCGAGAACAAUUUGACAAUGAACGCGAAGAGCGUAGACUGAUUUACUCCUGCAGGAUUUGCGAUUACACAGAAAAAGCAGUUAAAGCUGAAGAUAAUCUAGUCUAUCACAGACAAGUACGAAGACUAGCUGAGCACGUAGACGCAGACUAUAAAGAUUAUCCACUGGAUCCUACACUUCCAAGGACGUUUGAUAUCGAGUGUCCCAGAUGUGGAUACAAUGAAGCUGUUUUUUUCCACGCAGAGACUGAAAGUGGAGAGUCAGGGAUGAGGCUUACGUAUGUGUGUUGCAAUAGAAGUGAAGAAAGGGCUUGUGGAUAUUCGUGGCAAACUUAA
This is a messenger RNA of Blepharisma stoltei, 387 nucleotides long. NCBI's taxonomy places the organism in Eukaryota, Ciliophora, Heterotrichea, Heterotrichida, Blepharismidae. The record is from the annotation of a GenBank genome assembly.